UUAUUAAUUUGAUUAAAACCAUUCUGAUAAUCAUUAAAUUAAUCCUAAUCCGACAUGUAUACACAAAUUCGCCCUCGAAUUCCUCUAUGACAUUAUUUUCCCGUCAAACGCGAUAAUAUAUUCGAAUUGACAAUUAUCUGAUUAGGUUGUCUAUACACAUGUACUGAUAUAUAUAGUUACCACUUGCCGAAGUGACAUUUCUCUUGCUCCAUUAGGAUGUAAAUAAAGGGAAAAUGUUAGUUAAACGCAAAAGACUCCUGGACGAAACAAUGCAAGAAGGUAUUGACAAUGCAAAGGAUCUGAGUGCCGCAUACCAAGAAGUGGACAAAGAGGAAGAGAGCCUGCAGAAUGGAGAACUAACAGAAGCCUUAUUUUCGCCACGAAAGUGCUUGACCCACAGAUUCACUGAAAACGUUUCAAAAUUGGUAGACUUGAAUCUGUCUGGCUGCAAGCUGAGAUUCUUGCCAGAAUCCUUUGCAAUGCUCCACUUAUUAAGCUAUUUGAACUUGGACGAUAAUUGUUUCAAUCAUCUACCACUUGUCGUUUGCGAAUUGACCAAUUUGAUGAAAUUAUGGCUACAGAGAAAUUUCAUCAAGGAUAUCGCAAACAAUUUUGGUAAUCUAACAAAGUUGAAAGUUUUAUUUUUGACCAAGAAUCGUUUGGGAAACCUUCCUACUUCAUGUUCCAACUUAAACAACCUCGAGAUCCUUUGUCUGCGCAACAAUUUGUUUACAAAAAUUCCGGAGUGCGUGACGAAUGGUAUGAAACGACUGAAGAAUUUAGAUCUCUCAGGAAAUAGGAUCUUGGAUCUGGAUGUUCAACCAGCAAGCAUUCAAAUUACUUCCUUUCACGCUAACGGUGGCAAUCACAAUACAUCGUUUCCAAUGUGGAUACUCUCAUCGAAAUACAAACACUUGGAUACCGUCUCGUUGAACAAAAUCAGCUUCAAACUUUCGAAUUCGUGUUUGCCAACCGAAGUGUCUUACGUGAGGAAAUUAUCGAUGAAAUGGUGCAAUUUCACGGAAGAUGAAAUGGAGAAAAUAAUCUCAAGAAUGGUACAGCUGGAGGAAUUGACAAUCGAGAAUACCAAGAUCAGCGUUAGAAGCGGUUUAGACAAUUUGCCGUUGACAACCAAAAGAAAUCGAUUGAGCCUUAAACAAGUAACCGUGUCAUGCACAGGACUAAGGACGAUACCGGAAUAUAUAAACGAAUUCGAGAAUCUGUCCAGUUUAGACCUGGAUAACAAUAAUAUUUACAGCUUACCAGAAGAACUUUGUUGCUUGCACAAUUUAGUCUAUCUGACGAUCGAUAACAAUUACUUGACAACUCUUCCCAAGAAUGUCGGCGAUUUAACUUCGUUAAAGGAAUUGAAAUUACGUCACAACCAUUUGGAAGAGCUUCCGGAAAGCAUCAGGUUCUUAAAAGCGUUGGAGUAUCUGGACUUGUACGACAACGAUUUGGAGCAAAUACCGGAAGCUAUCUGCGAGCUGACCGCUUUGAUAGGAUUAGAUCUCGACCAGAAUUAUUUCUCCAUCGAUGACGAUUAUUUCUGGCGUGGUAGGACAGUGUGCUACGAACUUAUGAGAGACGCCUUGAGGAGAAGCAGGCCUGACGAUGUCCAUUAUGGUUUCGAAUCUCUCUAUGGUCCAAAGAUAUAUGCAGAAGAGACAAGAUCACCGUCGAGUUUGUACACAUUUAGUUACGAGGAGAAAUACGACGACUAUUCGACUGUUUUAUCGGAAGCGGAACCAGAACCAGAAUCAGAACCGGAACCGGAACCGGAAACGGAACCAGAAACCAUUUACCAAGAGAACGAGAACUGGGACUCUGAGGACUCGACCGACGAUUUCGAUCCUUACGAGAUAAAGGAGCCGAAGAAAUGCAGUUACUCGCCAUUCACCUUUUACAAACCGUUUCAACAAGUUUAUUGCCCCAGUGAGUUUCACGAGAUUUCUGUGAUAACACGCGUCAUCCAAAUGCUUCAGAACGGAACUCUGGAUCGCUCGUUGGAAUACGAGGAAGGCCAAUUCGAAGAUCCUUAGAGGCUUGAAUCAUUGGCACCUAAGUACAAAUAAAUAUAAUAUUAGACAA
Messenger RNA from Ceratina calcarata, 2091 nucleotides. Its product is annotated as leucine-rich repeat-containing protein 7. Gene Ontology annotation, molecular function: protein binding. The record is from RefSeq and is a predicted model, not a curated record. Bases 234 to 2042 code for a protein of 602 amino acids. Gene Ontology annotation, cellular component: cytoplasm. NCBI's taxonomy places the organism in Eukaryota, Metazoa, Arthropoda, Insecta, Hymenoptera, Apidae. The transcript is spliced from 6 exons.